Messenger RNA from Lizanozyma spartinae, 486 nucleotides. RefSeq names its product tropomyosin (gene TPM2). The transcript has 2 exons. The record is from RefSeq and is a predicted model, not a curated record. NCBI's taxonomy places the organism in Eukaryota, Fungi, Ascomycota, Pichiomycetes, Serinales, Debaryomycetaceae. Gene Ontology annotation, cellular component: actin filament; actomyosin contractile ring. Bases 1 to 486 code for a protein of 161 amino acids. Gene Ontology annotation, molecular function: actin filament binding. Gene Ontology annotation, biological process: actin filament organization; mitotic cytokinesis.
AUGGAUAAAUUGAAGGAUAAAAUUAAUAGUUUGAAGGCUGACGCUGAAAAGUGGCAAGAAAAAGCAGACGAGUUCCAAACCAGAAUUAAGGAAUUGGAACAAGAAUCUUUAGAUAAAGAUAACCAAAUCCAAUCCUUAUCAAGAAAGAACGAGGUCUUGGAAACUCAAGUAGAAAAGUUGGAAAAGGAUUUGGAAGAAAUCAAGCAAACUGCUGAUGAAUCUACUCACUUAAAAACUACCAAUGAUAACUACACCAAGAAGAAUCAAGUUUUGGAAGAGGAAUUGGAAGAAGCUGACAAAAACUUGAAGGAAACUACUGCCAAAUUGAGAGAUACUGAUAUUAAGGCUGAACAAUUGGAAAGAAAAGUUGCUUCUUUGGAGUCUGAAAGAGAAGAAUGGGAAAGAAAGUAUGAAGAAUUAUCCGAACAAUAUAAGACUGCCCAAUCCGAAUUGGAAGAAAUCACUCAGCAAUUGGAUGCCUUGUAA